GACUGAAAGCAUCCCGACUUCAUUCACCCCGGAGAUCACAGGACCGCUGGGAACUGACAUCAAGCUCCUCUGAGCUGCACAGCGGAGAGUUUUCUUUCUUGUUUCGUGCGUUGGUGCCAUUUCACUUUUCCUUCUCGUGUUCAGGACAGAACUGGUCAUAUCGGGACAUUUUCCAUUUAAAAGAUAAUGCACAUUGUAGACCAAUGAUUCACAGAAAGUGCCACGAUGCUCAACCUCUGCAGGAUGCACACAUUUUGACCGGAUUACAAUGAGGAUAAAGUGAUGGAUAUUGUUGGAUGUGUGAAUGUAAAAGAAAAGGUUUCCUGUUUCCAUUCGACUCCGGUUCUUUUCAUGCCGACACGAAGAACUGCUGAACAUCAACGUGACCUAAAUUAGUUUUGAUUGUUUUAUGAACGUUGAUGCUUCAAACUUCUGGACAAAAGGCUGUGCAACUGUGAGCUUUUCCCCUGCAGCUCGGACUUAAACCAUAUGCUUUACGGACACUUUAAUAUUAUUUUAGAAAUCGGCUCCUCUCUCACCUGCAGUGACUUACACUGAAUGCAGGAGCAGAACAAGCUUGGCUCUAUUCUUUAACCGCAUUUCAUUCAGGAGUUUACACAUCAUCUUAAGUUUUAGACGCGCCUGGCCCGCUCUUUCAUUGAGGUCGUGGUGGUGGCUAUUUCUACCGAGGGAUGUUUCUGGGCUCCCGAGAACAGGGAGCGACAGCCCGGCUCCUGCAUUGGACUUUCGCCUCGUCCUGGUGCCUAUGCUGCGGAUCUGAGAGGAGAUGAGAGCUGCGGUAUACCACCUCCUCGCCGGCUGCCUCUGCCUGUUACGUACCGCUGCUGAGGAGUCUCCUCUCCCCCGGGAGCUGUUGGAGCGGCUCUCCCGCAGCGAGAUCCGUAGCAUUAGCGACCUCCAGCGGCUGCUAGAGAUAGACUCCGUAGAGAACGAGGUGAUCGAGGAGACCAAACACAUCUACCACAAGGACUUCUCUCACAGCGUCCCCGACCUGAAGAGAGCACACACACACACCAGACGCAAGAGGAGCACUGUGGUGGAGGAGGCCUUGCCGGCGGUGUGUAAGGUGCGGACAGCGAUCUAUGAGAUCCCCAGGAGCCAGGUGGAUCCCACCUCAGCCAACUUCAUCAUCUGGCCGCCCUGCGUCGAGGUGAGGCGCUGCACCGGCUGCUGCAACACCAGCAACAUGAGAUGCCAGGCUGCUCGCAAGCACCACCGCACAGUCAAGGUGGCGAAGGUGGAGUACGUGCGACGGCGACCCAAGCUGAGGGAGGUGCAGGUGAGGCUGGAGGAUCACUUGGAGUGCAUGUGCACCAACAAACGGCACGUCAGCCCAAACUCCGACACAGACAAUGGCAUCAGGUGAAGAGAGAUGGAGAGACGGAGGACAGGAAGAGGAGGAUGACCUGAACCAGAGGACGAGCACCUUCAGCCUCCUACAUCUCCACCACACCACCUGCCAUCAAGUGACUGUCAAAGGAUUGAUGGAGUGUAUUUAACCUUUGGGAAGAGCCUAACUGACUCACAUGGACCUCCAACCAACUGUACUUUGAACGUUUUGCAAAACACUGAGAGCAACAAAGGGCCAGAACAUGAAAGAGGCAGAUGGUUUCGUGCUGGGAUUCCUCGAUGGAGAAAAGAAGUAAUUAGAUGCUGAAAAAACAGAACACUGGUAGCGGUGAGGUGGAUUCUGGGAUAUCGAAAGACUUAUUGUCUGCGUCUUGUUAUUCUCCAGAGCAUAAACCGCUCAGCGACUGGAAUUAUAAACUGGGUGGAAUCCUUUCUAGAAACUGUUGAUGGGCUUAGGUUUUUGUACUUCAAGAUUUACUCUUCCUCAGUAAAACACACACACACCACCCCCACACACACACACACACACACACACACACACACACACACACACACACACACACACACACACACACACACACACACAUAUAUCCUCUUAUUUUUAUAGCCCCUCAUUUUCUAUUGCUGUCUGUUUGUAUUUCUGGUAUGUUAUCUGCAUAAAGAAUGGAGGGAAUACAACCCUCCUGACAUGUUACUGAUACUAAUAAACUAUUUAUAUGAAAUCAAA
Perca fluviatilis (European perch) is the source of this 2098-nucleotide messenger RNA. Its product is annotated as platelet-derived growth factor subunit A-like. NCBI's taxonomy places the organism in Eukaryota, Metazoa, Chordata, Actinopteri, Perciformes, Percidae. The record is from RefSeq and is a predicted model, not a curated record. Bases 788 to 1387 code for a protein of 199 amino acids. The transcript is spliced from 6 exons. Gene Ontology annotation, cellular component: membrane. Gene Ontology annotation, biological process: positive regulation of MAP kinase activity; positive regulation of cell population proliferation; positive regulation of phosphatidylinositol 3-kinase/protein kinase B signal transduction. Gene Ontology annotation, molecular function: growth factor activity; platelet-derived growth factor receptor binding.